AUGACAUCACGCAAGCGCCCCGUGCAGGAGGAUGACGAAGAUGAUCACGUCGCCAAGAGAAGGGGAUGCGCUCCUCCAUCCUCCCCUCUACUUCUACUUUCGGGAGUAUCCAGUAUCCACGACUGCGAGAGACUUAACGUCAUCGAGGAGGGCGCCUUCGGUGUCAUCUACAAGGGGCGGGACCACCGAACCGGCGAGAAGGUCGCCCUCAAAUGGAUCCUCGGCGGCGGCGUCGGUGAGCACGGGCCGUCCGGCAUGACCGCGCUGGACCGCGAGGUCUGUUGCCAGGCCGCCUGCUCCGGCUACCCGUCCAUCAUGGAGAUCCUCGACGAGGUUCAGGACACCGAACUCGGGUACAUGUUCCUCGCCAUGGAGCUCGCCGACGGUGGCAGCCUCUCUGACCUCAUCUCGGGGCUGUUGGGCUCCCGUGCGCCACCUGGCCGCCGAGCGGCGGGGUGGAACGUGCGCGCGGCCUUGUAG
Molecule: messenger RNA, 480 nt
Organism: Oryza brachyantha (malo sina)
Lineage: Eukaryota; Viridiplantae; Streptophyta; Magnoliopsida; Poales; Poaceae
Product: cyclin-dependent kinase G-2-like
Exons: 1
Coding region: 1-480 (159 amino acids)
Biological process (GO): protein phosphorylation
Molecular function (GO): ATP binding; protein kinase activity
Source: RefSeq, a predicted model, not a curated record